Dioszegia hungarica is the source of this 3405-nucleotide messenger RNA. RefSeq names its product putative strand exchange protein. The record is from RefSeq and is a predicted model, not a curated record. The coding region runs from base 1 to 3405 and encodes 1134 amino acids. Gene Ontology annotation, biological process: nuclear-transcribed mRNA catabolic process. NCBI's taxonomy places the organism in Eukaryota, Fungi, Basidiomycota, Tremellomycetes, Tremellales, Bulleribasidiaceae. The transcript is spliced from 10 exons. Gene Ontology annotation, cellular component: nucleus. Gene Ontology annotation, molecular function: RNA binding; 5'-3' RNA exonuclease activity.
AUGGGUGUCCCAGCGCUCUUCCGAUGGUUGUCCAAGAAAUACCCAAAGAUCGUCUCUCGGGUCGUCGAGGACAAGGGUAGUAAAGUCACCAACGGCGAUGGAGAGGUGGUGGACGUACCUACGGAGUAUGGGAGCGCCAAUCCGAACGGCUUCGAGGUGGACAAUCUAUAUCUGGACAUGAACGGUAUCGUCCAUCCUUGUACCCAUCCGGAGGGUCGGCCGGCGCCCGAGACGGAGGAAGAGAUGAUGGCGGAGAUCUUCAAGUAUACGGAGCGGGUAGUGAAUAUGGCGAGGCCGAGAAAGGUGUUGAUGAUGGCUAUCGAUGGAGUAGCUCCCCGAGCCAAGAUGAACCAGCAGCGAGCUCGGCGGUUCAGAGCAGCUCAGGAAGCUGCGGACAAGGAGGAAGAAAAGCAAGAGUCGAUCCGGCUCUUCGAGGCGAUGGGUCACCCCGUUUCGGAGGCCACGCGGAACGCCAAAUCGUGGGACUCGAAUGCCAUCACCCCCGGGACACCCUUCAUGGAUCUCCUCUCCGUCUCGCUCAAAUACUGGAUCUCUUACAAGCUAUCAACGGAACCAUCAUGGGCCGGUCUCAAAGUCAUUCUCUCCGAUUCGUCCGUUCCAGGAGAAGGCGAACACAAGAUCGUCGACUGGAUCAGACGACAACGGUCAUACCCAACCUGGGACGCCAACACGUCGCACGUCAUCUACGGUCUCGAUGCGGAUCUCAUCAUGUUGAGUCUGGCGACGCAUGAGCCGCACUUCCGGGUUUUGCGAGAAGAUGUCUUCUUCCAGGGUGACAAGGGGAGAGGAAAGUGCAGGAACUGCGGAGCGGAUGACCACAUCGCGCCGAACUGCAAAGCUGCAAAGAAAGUGGACGAUCCCAACGCUGUCGCUGUCGUCGUCCCCGUCGACCCCAAACCCUUCAUCUGGCUGGACGUGGCAUGUCUCCGCGAAUACCUCGCCGUCGAACUCGCCCUGCCCGGUGUUCCGUUCCCCUUCGAUCUUGAACUAGCGAUCGACGAUUGGAUCUUCAUGAUCUUCUUUGUCGGAAACGAUUUCUUGCCGCACCUGCCGAGCUUGGAGAUCCGGGAGGGAGCGAUCGAUCUCUUGAUGGGGAUCUGGAAGCGGGAAUUGCCGCGUAUGGGAGGAUAUUUGACGAACCACGGGAAGGUCAAUCUCGGGCGGGCGCAGAUCAUCCUGGAGGGGCUGGCUGUUCAGGAGGACGAUAUCUUCCAGAAACGGAAAGAUGAUGAAGAAAGGCAAGAUGCCAACCAAAAGCGUCGGCGGCAGGAUGACCACCGACGACAGGACGAACGGUCCAAGCGGGAGACAGGGCCCAAGGCCGUCCACGCGCCUACAGGUGCUCCCGGUAGCAUGCAGCUGAACGGCACGGAAUACGUGCCCGUAAACGCCACUGCUCGGGGCGGCGCGCUUCACCCGUCCCUCCCCAGCCGGCCUCAAUUCGAUAUCGUCGACAAGAAGCUGAGCAAAGCGGAGAAGGAGGCCGAAUCCAUCAGGGCAGGCCUGGCGAAUAUGGAGGGGUCAAACGAGGACAUUGCGCUCAAUCGCCGCGCGAUCCGGAUGGCGAAUCUGGACGCGGCAGCGAGGCUCAAGGCCGAGCUGAUGGGGACGCCGAUGCCGGAUGAGCCGGUCAUAGAGGUGGAAGUCAAGGAGGAUGAUGAGAAGGCGGAGAUGCCAGCGGAAGAGGCCAAGGCGGCUUUGGCGGACCAGGAGGAGGCAGAAGGAGGCGACGAGGAGCUCGACCCGGCUGCCUUGGGUAUCGAGGACGAUGCGACCAUCGACGAGACGGAGACCCCGAUGGAGUCGGAAGCGCCGAGCAGGAUGAGCCCUGCGUUACUCGAGAAGGGCCGGGGGACGAAGCGGACGGCUAUGGAAGCUGAGAUUGAGGAUCCGCCCAAUCCGGAUGCGGAUCAACCGGUUUCCAAGAAGAAGCUCAAGUUCAACUCGGACGGGACAGUUGAGGGUUAUGUCGACGAUGUCAGAUUGUGGGAGCCUGGAUAUAGGGAGCGAUACUAUGAGCAGAAGUUCGGGGUUCCUACUUCAGACCACGCUUUUUUGAACGAGCUUACUCGAUCAUACAUCGAAGGUCUCUGUUGGGUACUGGAGUACUACUACCAGGGCGUCCCCGCUUGGGACUGGUACUUUCCCUACCACUACGCCCCCUUCGCCCAAGACUUCCAAAACGUCGGCUCCCUGCAAAUAACCUUUGAGCCGGCGGAGCCAUUCAAGCCUUACGGCCAACUUCUUGGCGUCUUCCCCGCCGCUAGUCGGAUACAUCUCCCCCUCCCCCUGCAAAAACUCAUGACCGACCCCGACUCGCCCAUUAUCGACUUUUACCCCUCGGACUUUGAUAUCGAUAUGAACGGGAAGAAGAUGGCGUGGCAGGGCGUGGCGCUUUUGCCGUUUAUCGAUGAGACGCGGUUGUUGGCGGCGCUGGCGAGUAAAGAAGGGGAGUUGACGGACGACGAGAAGAGGCGGAAUAGGUGGGGUGAUAGUGUCAUGUUUGUAGGUGAGGGGAGUGGGCUGUACGACACGUUCUGCGGUCUUUAUGGGUUGAAGGCGGCUACAAAGCCCAUCGCGAUGGACGUCAAGGAGUCACAAGGGGUCUCUGGGUCGGCGCUCAACGACCCCAACUGUGUCCCGAACGCAGCGGUCGACACGCCGAUCCCAUCACAACUCGAAUGGCAGGACGUGCAAAACAACACCUCAUUGUCUGUGCGAUACUACUUCCCCAGACAGGCACACUCGCAUCGCUCGAUCCUUCUCGGCGGUUUCCGGCCACCACCCAACGUGCUCUCAGAAUCCGACAAGGAUUGGGUCCGGCGCGGCGGACCGGAUGCGCAGCGCGGGGGCGGUGGAGGCGGACGGGGCGGACGAGGUGGGAGGCACUCCGGACCGGGACCGGGACAGAGGGAUGGGCCCGGGAUCGUCAAUGGGCGGAGAAACGGGCCGGGGCAGGCUGCGGCCGGAUUUGGAUCAGCUCCAGGCGGGUACGGCGCGCCGGCUUACAAUGCUCCCCCCGCAGCGUACAACCCGCCGGUGGCCGGCUAUGGCUAUCCCCCUCAGGGCUACGGAGGAGGAUACGGUGGUGGACAGGGAGGCGGGUAUGGCGGAUACGCGCCGCCUCCUGUGGUUAACUACGGAGGAUACGCGCCUCCCCCGCCAGGAGCAUACGCCCCGCCUCCUCGGACCGGACCGUACGCGCCUCCCCCACCUCAGAGCUACGUUCCGCCAAGAGACCCGUACGGCGCUCCGGGGUAUGGGCAGGGUGCAUACCCGCCUGGAGCGUUUGGAGGUGGACAGUCAGGAUACGGGAGGGUACGGAGGGCGUGGACCUCCAAGACCGCCUUAUCAGGGUCAAGGGCAGGGACAGGGCGGUCGUAG